Macrosiphum euphorbiae (potato aphid) is the source of this 639-nucleotide messenger RNA. The record is from the annotation of a GenBank genome assembly. Lineage: Eukaryota; Metazoa; Arthropoda; Insecta; Hemiptera; Aphididae.
AUGGUGUUCAACAAGAAUUUGGUUUUGCUGAUGGUGUGCAUGUCGGCCGCCAUGGUGUCUUGCCAAGUGCCCGCGAUCGGCGGAUGUCCGGAAUUCGACUCACACCCAGACUUCGAUAUGAACAGAUACUUGGGAACAUGGUACGAAGCCGAACACUACGUAAACAUCUUUGAGCUCGGAACUCGUUGCGUGAAAACCAACUACACGAAAGCCGUCGACGGUAGAUACCUUGUUUCCAACGAAAUCAUGAACAGAUUCACCGGGGUGAAACGCGUAUUGGAUGGUGAAAUCAGAUUGAUCGUCAAAGGAGCUGAUUCAAAAAUGAACGUCAAGUACACAACAUUGCCAAUCUCUUACUCCACCGAACAAAUGAUUUUGGAAACCGACUACGAUUCCUUCGCCGUCGUUUGGUCUUGCUCGUCUUAUGGAGUGGCCAACACACAAAACGCAUGGAUCAUGACUCGUGAAAAGUUAGCUCCGGGUACCGUCAUGCAGAAGGCCUACGGAGUGUUGGACAAGUACAAGUUGAGCAAGAGUUACUUCCGCAAGACAGACCAGAACAGCUGUGCCAUCGCCGAAGCUGCACCCAAUGAGGCCAGCACCGAGAACAAGUGGCGAAGGAGGAGAAGCUUGAACUGA